AUGUCGUUCAACUUCAAAUGGCCCACCUUCUCGGAUGACUUCCACACGAGCGCGGCACAGAUGCUCAACAGCGCGCUCAAUCGUGGUCCCAAACCCAAAGUCAUCGCCGAUGAUAUCCUGGUCGAAGAGCUCGGCAUGGGCACCAUCCCGCCCGAGCUCGAAAUCCUCGAGAUUGGCGACCUAGGCACCGACCGCUUCCGUGGUAUCUUCCGACUCACGUAUGCUGGCGACGCGCAUCUCGUUCUCAAGACCAAGGUGCAGGCCAACCCCCUCUCCAAACCGAAUCGACCCGACAUCGGCCUCUUUCCUUCUUCCAAUGCUUCUAGAGGUAUCCUCUUCGCCGCAGCACCACUUGUCGUACCCAUGCACCUGCGACUCUCCUCCGUGAAGCUGCGAGCCAUCGUCGUGCUCGUCGUAUCCAAGGCAAAGGGCAUCACGCUCGUCUUCAAGAAUGACCCGCUCGAGAGCGUCGAGGUGAGCUCCACCUUUGACAGCGUCGCAGUCAUCCAAAAGUACCUGCAGCAAGAGAUUGAGGGACAGCUUCGCGAAAUGUUCCGCGAAGACCUGCCCGGCAUCAUUCACAGACUGAGCCAAAAGUGGCUCAGCGGCGAGGUCAAGUCGGAGAAGGAUAACGCCAAACAGAAGGCCGAGGCAGAGACGUCGUCUGCGCGGUCGAAAGAGCCCUCGCUCACUCGGUCUACCAGCGCACCUCUGCCCAUCACCGAAACCGCUCCGGAAGGCACGCCGCGGCGAAUGCGUUCCAAAAGCAAACUGAGCAGCAAAGCGGCUGGCAGCGUGGCUGGAUCGGCCACGUCGCCAACACGUUCGUCCAGCCGGUCACCUCAAAAGCCACGCGCGACGCGCCGACCCGGUCACGUUGCGAAAGCGGCAUCCACCUCAGCUGCUCUGCUGCACGCCGAGACUCCUGCCUCACAUGCGUCGCCCUUCGAUGCAGCCUUCCCCGAUAUCGAGAACUACGACCCGACGUACGGCCUGCGUCCUGAUGACCUGCCCAUCCACAGCGGGUUCUCGGGGCUGGGCCGCCUGGCGCAACGAGGUCUUGGCGGUCUCAAGGAUCUCACGGGUUCUCCUGACUUGGGCGCGAGCAACACAGCAGACAAGCCCGACGUCCAUCUCGACGGCACUGCAAUGUUCGACGACUAUGACAGGCAAUCUGACGAAGACGCUCUGCAGGAAGAGCAGGAGCAAGAUCUUUCGGGGAGCUCGCCAGAAGACGACCGCCCUGAAGACGAUGUGACAACCGACUCGGAUCUCGAAGCAACUUCUGACGAUGUUGGCGAUGAUGUCUCGGAUCUCGACGAGCAAGAGAGAGCCAGUCUGGUGGAUACUUCCCUCGACUAUUCUCGGUUCGGCUACCCUCCAGCGUCAGCUGCCUUCUCCGACACGCACGAGCUCAAUCGAGCUUCUUCGAUCAUCUUUGAUGACCAGCCCCAGCUCUCGACAAAGCGCAGCAAGCGUGCUCUGACGAGCGUUCGAAGGGCAUCCUCGAGCAGGUCCGACAAGUCAUCCAUCGCAGGCCCUUCCAGGAGGAGAGAAGAGCCAGAAGUCAUCUACGAGACCAUUCCGGCCGUAGGAGGAGGCACGAUUACCAGGCCGAGAAUCUAUCACACCGCCAGCAAGGUGCAGCCGCCCGAGGUAGACUGGGACGACGAGGACACUGCGCGGCCAUCUCAAUACGGAGGUACUCCAUCGACAAGAACUGGAGCGACGCGAUUCGGGUCCGACUGGGGCAGCGCCACCAUGGGUGCACAGAGCUCACGCACGAACACGGUGCGAGGCGCGCACGACUCACCACAGCUCGAUGCUGCGUUCGUUUCACGCGACAGCAGCGAGGAGAGCUUGAUCGACCUGCCGCCCGAGUCAAUGCACAGCAGCGAUGCGUCGCGCCAGCCUACGCCUGACGCAGGACCAUCAUCCGGGUCUGGCUCAGAACCGAGGGCAGGUGCAGCACGCCGAGGACCCGCCUCGAUCAGUCGAGAAUCUUCGUAUCGCGACCUUUCGAGUCAAGACCUCCAUUGGGACCACAGUGCCACGAGCACCGCUCCCACAUCGUCUCAGUCGCAAGGCUGGGACACGUACAGCCGUCCUGGUGCUGCAGCUCGCAAUGGUACCGCGAUGGAACUCGGAGAUGCCCAGUCCAAUUCGGGCAUCAAGUUUCGCAAGAACAAAAGCGCCAACCAUGGGCGCUCUCAGACCAUGGGCGGCGGAAGCGAGCGCUCUAGCUUUGCUGCUCAGAGGCCGGGAGAGGGAGCGGGAAUGGCAGCCACGCCGGCACGACACCGGGCGUCAGCUGUCGCUCGACCAGGAUUCAUCACCUACGCGACGUCUCCACCUCGCGAAUCGUCGACAUGGCAAAACACUCCGCCCCUGCGUGCUUCGCCGGGUCGGGAUGCCACCUUGUCGACGUCGCCAGGUGCGGCGCAGGACAUGCUCUCCAUCUCGCCGUUCCGAGACUCUGCCCUGCAUCAUGGUAGCUCUCGAGAUGUCUCUAGCAUGGGCGGAGUCUUUACCAGCGCGAGCAACAGUCCGCAAAAGGCUGGGCAGAGCAAGAGUGCCCAAGGUCCAGGUGCCGCCCCGACGCAUUUGUCCAUCGACGCCUCGGCUCACUUUCUGGACCUGGUCAACUCGAACCACACCCUGAGCCCGUUCACGAGGAACAUGGAGCAUUUCACGGUGCGAAGCGCGCCGGUGACGCCUGGUUGGCAGACGACAUCCGGCAGCGCCAGUGCUGUAGGAAGCAGCGCUGCGAGCGGAACAGGCACCACGAGUGGCAGCUCCCAGACUGGGGCUCGGCACAAGACUAGGCAUGGUGAUGGCAAGACGAGCUCCAGACAGCCCGCUAGCAGUCACGGUGGCUCUGUCCUGGCGCAUCACACCGCUCCUCCUGGUCCAUCGACCGCCUUGCCUGCGCGACGACGCCGCACCUUCCAGCUGGGAGGCUCGAGCUCGUCGGCCAACGCCGCUGCGUCUCCAUCCAAGGCUCAAUCCCAGCGCGAGGAGUUACCUUCCGACAGCGUCGCAUCAGACGAGCUCGGCUUUGCUCCCUAUGCAGGCUCGGGCGUCAAACCUUUCCGCGCUCCCGCAUCUUCAGCUUCGGAUGCGUCGUCCAAAGGUAAUCGAUCGGGCAUCAAGGAUCUGCGCAGGAGAAGCCGACCAGGAUCGAUGGGUCCGCCCUCCGAGGCCGCGCGGAUGAGCGCGCUUCGUUGGGAAGCCAUUCGUGAAUAG
Messenger RNA from Kalmanozyma brasiliensis GHG001, 3246 nucleotides. RefSeq names its product Mitochondrial distribution and morphology protein 34. Gene Ontology annotation, molecular function: lipid binding. Gene Ontology annotation, biological process: phospholipid transport; mitochondrion organization. Lineage: Eukaryota; Fungi; Basidiomycota; Ustilaginomycetes; Ustilaginales. The record is from RefSeq and is a predicted model, not a curated record. The transcript has a single exon. Gene Ontology annotation, cellular component: ERMES complex. The coding region runs from base 1 to 3246 and encodes 1081 amino acids.